AUGAAUUUAAUCGACUCUUCGCUACUGAAUAUAUUCAAAAUUUUAUGUCAAUUUUUUGGUGCCAUAACUGUAUUGAUACAAAUCUCGUGGCUUUUGGCUAAUAUAUUGCGAAACUAUUCACACCGGGAGUACAUAUCGGCCAAAAAUCGUGCCGUUCUUAUCACUGGAUGUGAUUCGGGUUUCGGACAUCACUUGUGCUAUCGCUUGGAUUCCUAUGGGUUUCACGUGUUUGCGGGCGUUUUGGCCACCGAUAGCCAGAGUGCGGCCAAACUUCGCACAAAAUGUUCACAUCGUUUGAAAGUCAUUAAACUGGACGUCACUCUCGAAGAGGACGUGAGGCGUGCGGUCGCGGCGAUAGAGGUGUCGGGUGUGGACUUGUGGGCAGUGGUCAACAACGCCGGCGUCGCUCAGUUCGCGUUCCUAGAGAUGGGGGCCGGGAUUGAUAUUUUUACCAAGACUUUUGCCGUCAAUGUGUUUGGUUUGGUUCGCGUCACUAAACACUGUCUGCCACUCUUGCGACGCUCGGGCGGACGGGUAGUCAAUAUGGCCAGUGUUGCCGGUCGUUUCACGUUUUGGGGAAUAACCGCGUAUUGUAUGUCAAAACACGCGGUCAGAGCCUUCUCUGACGGACUGCGCAAAGAGUUGACCGGUUUUGGCGUAAAAGUGGUGACAAUUGAGCCAAAUAUGUACAAAACAGAGAUGGUUAACAUAGAUGUACUCAAUAAGGCUAUUAAAAACCAAUGGCUCCAAACGGAUGGCCAAAUACGGCAAGAGUACGGCGGCGACCAGUUUUACCAUCAAUUCAAACGCCGAGUGCGAUAUAAUCUCCAGAUAUGCAGACCUGAUAUCCACGAAGUGUUGGACAUCCAGCAGAAGGCGGUCACUCUUCGGGAACCCGACCUCUACUAUAGAUGCGCUGCCACUCUGGAUAAGCCGGCGCUUUGGUUGUUAAGCGUUUUGCCCGAAUCGGCUCAAGACUAUCUCCUCACCGGACGGGUGUGGAAAUCAAUGCUUGAUUUGCGUCAAUGCAAACAAUAG
Molecule: messenger RNA, 1038 nt
Organism: Medioppia subpectinata
Lineage: Eukaryota; Metazoa; Arthropoda; Arachnida; Sarcoptiformes; Oppiidae
Source: the annotation of a GenBank genome assembly